Molecule: messenger RNA, 2588 nt
Organism: Patella vulgata (common limpet)
Lineage: Eukaryota; Metazoa; Mollusca; Gastropoda; Patellidae
Product: cholinesterase 2
Exons: 3
Coding region: 140-1948 (602 amino acids)
Biological process (GO): postsynaptic membrane assembly; presynaptic membrane assembly; chemical synaptic transmission
Cellular component (GO): cell surface; synapse
Molecular function (GO): signaling receptor activity; neurexin family protein binding
Source: RefSeq, a predicted model, not a curated record
AACGCAGAGUUGACCUACCAUAUCUAUCUAUAUAUAUAGAGAGAGCGAGAGAGCGUACAGGUAUAUAUUUGUUCACACACAAAUCUGAAUUAACCCAAGCAAGACGUGCUGUGUACGGUGGUUCAACAUUCUAAUUAAGAUGAGGUUGGUGACAGCGGCCCUUCUGUGCCUUCAUCUUGUUCUACAAGCUGAAUCUGCAGAUCGAAUCGUCACUACCAAUGUUGGACUAAUUAAAGGAAAAUCAAAAACUGUUAACAUAGACAAUAGCAACAAGGAAAUCUAUGAAUUUCUGGGAAUUCCCUUUGCAGAGCCCCCUGUGCGCUUUAUGAAACCAACAGCCAAAGCCAAUUUUACAGAAACGUUUGAAGCCAUGGAGUAUGGGCUACCGUGUCCACAGUAUGCUACAGGGGGAAUUUAUCUGACCAUAAAAAUGCCAGAGAUUACCAGUGAAGAUUGUUUAAGUUUGAACAUCCACACACCUAAUACCGUGGGUUCCUAUCCCGUCAUGAUUUUUAUCUACGGUGGAGGAUUUUCCGUGGGACGAUCAUCUUCGUACAAUGGGGAAAUCUUAGCAGCUUAUGGCGAAGUGAUUGUUGUCACAAUAAACUAUAGAGUUGGACCGUUUGGAUUUUUAUCAACGGGAGAUGACCAGGCACUAGGAAAUUAUGGCUUGUGGGAUCAACAUUUAGCUAUAAAAUGGGUGAACAAUAAUAUUGAUAGUUUCGGUGGAGAUGUAUCUCGUAUUACAGUAUUUGGUGAAUCAGCAGGAGCCGGAAGUGUUAACCUACAAAUGCUUCAUGCGGGUAAUGAUGGAUUAUUUCAAAGGGGUAUAGCUGAAAGCGGAGCGGCGAAUACCAUUUGGUACGACACCCCGGCUAAUCUGAUGUACAGUGCCGCUAAACAACUGGCUCUCAAGAUGAACUGUUCUCUACCAGCAGAUAAAAAUAGCCAAGAAUUGGUCAAAUGCUUGAGAAGUCAAAACUUUACCGAAAUAGCAAAACAGGCAGAAGGCAUUACUUUUUCACCAUGGGUGGAUAGAGAGUUUCUAACAGCCGAAUCCUUAGCGUCAAUUCAAUGGCCGACAACUCACAACAACUCCAUACGAUAUCAGAAUUUUGAUUUCAUAACUGGAGUCAAUGGUUAUGAUGGACAUUACUUUAUGAUGACUAUAUACUCACGCAUGAUUGAUACCAUGAAAACAAGCCCCACUAAUGUUUUAAGAACUAUGUUUCGGGGGUUUGUUAAGGGUUUUAUGACACCGAUGGCACCGAACCCAAAUUCUCUAGAAGCUAUCGUAGAUGCGGCUAUGUUUUUAUACACAAAUGCGGAGAACCCGGAUGACCUGAACCAUAACAUGAAACAAGUAACAGACUUUGUCACUGAUUACUUCUUUUUCGUCCCCGGUUAUAAAGAUGUACACAUUCAUAGCCACAUGAACAACAAAUCUAAAACAUAUCAGUAUGAAUUUAAUCACGUGUUCCCAUAUAUGCCACCGGGAAACGAGUAUCUCUUGGGAGCCACGCAUGCUUCCGAAUUAAUGUAUGUGUUCGGCUUCCCUUCAUCAUUAAAUGACUUUUUCAACUAUACAAGAGAUCAAGCAGCCACCCAAUGGACUACAUCUAAACAAGUAAUGGACUAUUGGACCAAUUUUGCAAAAACAGGAAAUCCAAAUAAACCGAAAUCUGUACUAGCGGAAUGGAAACCGUUCAACCAUGAUAAUCAAGACUAUUUGUACUUUCCAAUGACCGGAAAUCCAAGAGGUGAAACGUUUCUGAACGCUCGUCGUGCCGAGUUUUGGGUACACCUUUUACCUAAAGUUAUCAAAAACAGUGCUGCUGUGACACCUGAAACUAAACCAUGCAAACCUACCUCCAGCAGUAGUACUAUUUAUAGCAAUAUUCUAUUGUGCGUUAUUCUUGUGGCAAUGGUUUUGAAAGCAACACCGUAAUGAUCAGCAAAAUGGAGGAUGGCGUUUCUAACGGAUAUUUUUUGCUAAAACGGCAUAAUAGAUGAGAUAGUAUAUCACACCCAUUAACAAUUUUGUUGGCGCAUUUUCUUAAACCGCAUAUUGAUUAAAAUGGCUUAGUUUUGAUUUAAAAAAAAGUAAUUGUCAAUUUAUUGCAUUUAUAUUCUGAAUUGUUUUAUAAAGGGCAUUUUUCAGAAACUGCAUAAAAUAUUUUAAUGGCUUGUAUUUUUCGUAUAUUUCGUAACAAAAAUACCAAUUAACAUUGCAAACCGAUUUCUUUGGAUUUGUUUGGUUAAGCGGGGUUUUGGCUAUGUCCUAAAGAAGCUAAACCUUUAAAAGAAAUAAAGUAUUGAAUUAGCAUGAUUAAUAAGAUUGGUUAGUCGGCUUGUUUACUAAUUUUAUCUUACUUCGUUAUUCCACAAACAAAUCAACAUCUAUUAUUGAGUGAAGCGUGGGUAAGCGAAUUAUUGAAAUAAAACUAUAUAUUAUGUAUCCUAUGUUAGUUCCAAAAUGAUCAGGUUUGGUUUAUUUUUAUGAUAAAUUAUGACCUAAUUAACUAUCUUUACAAUUUAAUCAGUUUAUAUAUUUAUAUACCAAUAACAAAUAAAUAUAUUUUUUAAAA